Messenger RNA from Didymosphaeria variabile, 408 nucleotides. RefSeq lists its product as uncharacterized. Gene Ontology annotation, molecular function: enzyme regulator activity. The transcript has 4 exons. Gene Ontology annotation, biological process: mitochondrial electron transport, cytochrome c to oxygen. The record is from RefSeq and is a predicted model, not a curated record. The coding region runs from base 1 to 408 and encodes 135 amino acids. Gene Ontology annotation, cellular component: mitochondrial inner membrane. NCBI's taxonomy places the organism in Eukaryota, Fungi, Ascomycota, Dothideomycetes, Pleosporales, Didymosphaeriaceae.
AUGAUUGCCCAGCGCACCCUCUUCCGCGCCAGCCAGCGCAUGGCUCCCGUCGCCCGCGCGCCCCUCCGCCGCCGCAUGUACAGCAGCGAGUCUCCCAAGCAGUUCGCCGGAGCCGAGGACAACGAGUUCAACCGCGAGCGUGCCCGCAUCGCCGAGCACGCCGAGGAGAGCGGUAUCUUCUGGUACAAGCUCACCCUCUACGUUGCCAUGCCCUGCCUGCUCGUUGCUGCCAUCAACGGCAAGAUGAGGUGGGAUGCUCACUGGGAGCACUUGGCUCACGCGCCCCCCAAGGAGGAGAAGCCCGAGUACUCCUACCAGAACAUCCGCACUAAGAACUACUUCUGGGGUGAUGGUGACAAGACCCUUUUCUGGAACGACAAGGUCAACUACCACAAGAAGGAAGAGUAA